AUGGCCAUUUCGUGGAAGUCAUUCGACUUCUUCCAAGUCUCUCAAGUGUCCCUCCCCGAUGACGACGCACGCCAGCUCUUCGAAGGCAACGAGAUAUCCAGCGUCUGCGCAGGCUCCGAGAGCCUCUUCCUAGGUGGCAACGACGGGUCCGUCAGCAUCGUCGGCAAGAGCUGGAAGGUGGUAAGGAAGUUCCAGGCCCACGAAACCGGUCGAGUCACCCACAUGCGCCAGGUUGAGGGGACGAGCUUGCUCGUCACUGUCGCCGAAGACUUGAGCAGCGAGCCGGUGCUCAAGGCCUGGGCGCUGGAUAAGCUGGUGAAAAAGACCAACAUGCCUACCUGCCUGAGCACGCUGACCAUCAACAAUGGGAGGCGGCAAUUCCCAAUCUCUGCCUUUGCGGCGCUGCAUGACUUAUCUCAGAUUGCCGUGGGCUUUGGAAACGGCGCAGUGACUGUUAUUCGAGGCGACCUUGUUCACGACUUGGGUACCAAGCAGAGGAUUGUGUACGAGUCCCAGGAGCCCGUCACCGGGGUGCAGCUGGCGACAGAUGAGAAGCUUACCACGCUUUUUAUUUCGACAACGACGAGGAUUUUGAAGUUGGGUCUGUCUAGAAAGGGUCAAGGGCUACCUCCGAAGAUCAUGGAGAAUAUCGGAUGUGCUUGGGGGUGCAUGGCGCUUGAUAAGGAGACGGGCGAUGUGGUCGUGGCCAGGGACGAUGCCAUCUAUACGUAUACCAUGGAUGGGCGCGGGCCCCCAAAGGCGUAUGAGGCACAAAAGACUAUGAUUGCCAUGUAUGAAAACUACGUGGCGCUGAAAUGCUUGCCGUCUGGGGCCAGCGGGAGAGAUCCCGACAGCAUGAGGAGGCGAUUUGGGAGCAACGGCCACGAGGAUCUCUUCACCGCAACCACGUUUGUGCUGCUGGAACCGGACCUCAGAAUUAUUGCGCAUUCAGAGACCAUGAUUUCACCCGUGCGGUUCGUCUUUGAUGUCUGGGACGACCUGUACACCAUGUCGGAAGAGGGCAAGGUUUACCGAUACCAUGAGAAACCGUUGCAGCAGAGAUUGGAAAUGUUGUUUCAACGCAACAUGUUUCCUCUCGCGAUCGAGUUGGCGCAAAAUUCGGGCUUGGACGGCCAACAGCAAAGCGCCAUCUAUCGUAAAUUUGGCGACCAUCUUUACCAAAAGGCAGACUACGAUGGGGCCAUGGUACAAUACAUUCGCGCCAUCGACACUACAGAGCCAUCUCAGGUCAUUCGAAAGUUUCUCGAUACGCAACGAAUACACAACCUCAUACAAUACCUGGAGCAACUACAUGAGCAUCGAAAAGCCACUUCCGACCACACAACCCUUUUACUCAAUUGCUACGCCAAGCUGAAAGACAUUGCCAAGUUGGAAAAGUUUAUCAAAUCCCCUGGGGACUUGAAAUUUGACCUGGACACAGCCAUCGCAAUGUGCAGGCAGGGGGGAUACUAUGAGCAGGCGGCAUAUCUUGCCAAAAGGCAUGGCGAGACUGAACUGGUAGUUGACAUUCUGAUUGAGGACUCCAAGAGUUAUGCCGAGGCACUGGACUAUAUAUGGCGUCAGGAUCCGGAAGUGGCGUAUCCCUGCAUGCAAAAGUAUGCCCGAGUACUCAUCGAAAACUGUCCUGAAGAGGCUACGAAGCUGUUUGUUCUCUACUAUACUGGAAAGUUCCGUCCAAGGAAGACGCCAGUGCCCAUUGUGGGGGAACCGACAUCGACGGGCGGAUUCACAUCUGGAGCCGCCAGCGCGGUUCAGAAUUUGUCCAGUUACUUACCAUUUCCGUACAUUGGCGCCUCAUCUGCCGCCUCCCCGGGCACUCCCAGCUACAAUAAGCAACUGCCGCAAAACGGAGUGGAAGCGAGUGAGGAAGAAGACGCGCCGCCCAAAUACAAGGUCCCGGCGCCAAGAACAGCGUUCUCCUCGUUCAUCGACCACGCAGACGAAUUUAUCACGUUUCUCGAGGCAUGCCUCAAGGAGGAGGACCUCAAGGCUGCAGACAAGAGCGAUUUGUACACGACCCUGUUCGAAAUGUACCUCUACAAAGCCGGCGAGAAAAAGGGCCAUCAUCGGGAAGAGUGGGAAGCAAAGGCAAAGAAGCUGAUUGAGGGAGAGCACGUGCCCAUGGAGAGCUCCAGCGUUUUGCUCCUGUCGGAUCUGUCCAACUUCCGCGAUGGCACAGUGCUGGUCAAGGAGCAGGCAGGCCUUUUCUUUGACAUUUUCAGAUCAUACACAUCGGCAAAGGACACGAGGGGGGCCAUCAAAUCCCUGCGCAAAUACGGCCCCGACGAGCCCCAGCUGUACCCGGCUGCCCUUGCAUACCUCACGUCGGACCCCAAAGUGCUCGACGAAGCAGGCCCCGACGAGCUGGCCAACGUGCUGUCCAAGAUCGACAGGGACGGGCUCAUGGCUCCCCUGCAGGUGGUGCAGACCCUUGUAGGCCAGUCGUCGGGAGGUGGCGUUGCCACAAUAGGCAUGAUCAAGCCGUAUCUGCAAGAGACCAUCCUCCGCGAGCGCAAAGAGAUCGACGACAACCGCCGGCAGAUAGAAGCUCUACGAAGCGACACGGAGAAACGGCGGGCCGAGAUUGCCGAUCUGGGGUCCAAGCCGGCCGUGUUUCAAGCCACGAGAUGUUCGGACUGCGGACAGGGUCUGGAUCUACCUGCUGUGCAUUUCCUGUGUAAACACAGCUUUCACCAGCGAUGUCUAAGAGGAGGAGGAGGGGGGGGGGAAGGGGAAGAAGGCGAGGAUGUGGAAUGUCCACAGUGUGCGGGAGGCAACGAGUUGAUCAGGAAGAUGAGGGAGGAACAGAAGAAGGCGGCGGAGAAGCAUGAUUUGUUCAAGGCAGAGCUGGAGGGCAGUGACGACAGGUUCGGUACGGUGGCGAAGUGGUUUGGACGGGGGGUGAUGGGGUGA
Molecule: messenger RNA, 2934 nt
Organism: Ustilaginoidea virens
Lineage: Eukaryota; Fungi; Ascomycota; Sordariomycetes; Hypocreales; Clavicipitaceae
Exons: 5
Coding region: 1-2934 (977 amino acids)
Biological process (GO): organelle fusion; vacuole organization; intracellular protein transport
Cellular component (GO): HOPS complex; endosome
Molecular function (GO): protein-macromolecule adaptor activity; protein binding
Source: RefSeq, a predicted model, not a curated record